GGAGAUAGUCUGAGCAGCUGACCGUCUAGUCGUUGUACGGGCGCAGCCAGAACGUCGACGUAUUAUUUCUCAAUUUUGAUAUUGCGAAAAAAGUGUAGUGUAAAGUGUUUGACGAAACUGUUGAGAUAGUAAUUGGUCCGAUAAAUAUAACUGAUUUUUCUUUGAAAGGACACAAUGAAGAGUCAUUCUACACUCGUUAGUGUCCUGCUGCUACACCUUUGGCUAUUUAUUGGGAGCAUUGAGUCUACUAAUGCACCAACCGUGGACAUGGCGAACAACGGAUCACGGCCUGUCGUGUUGGUCACAAACAAGGAGACACCGCUGAAGGGAAUCCAGAAGUUGCAGCAAAAAUGCGACGUGAUCUUUCCGAGCACGCACCCCGCGACGCGCGAAGAAAUUCUCAAGCUAGCCGGGCAGGUCGAUGGCAUCAUGUGGGUUGGCCACAUGGCAUUGAAUGGAGAGGUGCUGGAUCGAGGUGGCAGUCGCCUGAAAGCCAUCUCAACGAUGUCGGCUGGCAUGGAUUACGUGGAUGUGGAGGAAUUCAAGCGGCGUAAAUUCCCGCUUGGGUACACCCCGAUCGUGCUGAAUGAUGCGGUAGCCGAUACGGCCGUCGGGUUGAUGAUUGCUGCCAGCCGACGGUUCCACGAGGGUCGUCUUGCGAUCGAUCACUCGCAGUGGAUCGGAGGACCGCAGUGGAUGCUGGGUCGUGAUAUUAAAGGAAGUACGGUGGGUAUCAUUGGAUUUGGUGGCAUCGGACAGACGGUUGCAAGACGGCUGAAGGGAUUCGAGAUCGGUCAGCUGUUGUACUCGGGUCGGCGGCCGAAGCCGGAAGCCGAAGCACUCGGUGCCAAGCUGGUACCACAGAGUGAGCUGUUACAGGAGAGCGAUUAUGUGGUGCUCGCUGUGCCGCUGACGAAGGAAACGUACCACAUGAUCAACGAGACUACACUGUCACUAAUGAAACCAACGGCCGUGCUAGUCAACGUAGCCCGGGGUGAUCUGGUCGAUCAGCUGGCGCUGGUAGCGGCACUCAAGAAUGGAACCAUUUUCGCGGCGGGGCUGGAUGUUGUUACACCGGAACCACUGCCUGCGGAUGAUGAGCUGCUUAAAUUACCCAAUGCCUUUGUCAUUCCGCAUCUCGGAUCGGCCACGGUUCAGACAAGGGACAACAUGGCCGAAAUAGCGGCACUGAAUGUACUUUCGGGAAUAGCUGGUGCACCGAUGUUCUCACCCUAUCCUUACUGACCCCCAAAUUCCUAGUACGCUGUCCAAGAGUUCACCACUCAAGCAUUUCGGGGCAAUUGAACUUUAAUGUGAUUUCGAUAAUAUCCAAAAUUUCAUCACUAGAAUUAAAGAUUAAAUAAUAAAUCGUGCGUAGUAGAGAGGUUUAGGACCUUUUCC
Anopheles darlingi is the source of this 1401-nucleotide messenger RNA. RefSeq names its product glyoxylate reductase/hydroxypyruvate reductase-like. NCBI's taxonomy places the organism in Eukaryota, Metazoa, Arthropoda, Insecta, Diptera, Culicidae. Gene Ontology annotation, molecular function: hydroxypyruvate reductase (NADH) activity; NAD binding; glyoxylate reductase (NADPH) activity. Gene Ontology annotation, cellular component: cytosol. The record is from RefSeq and is a predicted model, not a curated record. The transcript has 4 exons. Bases 175 to 1245 code for a protein of 356 amino acids.